This is a messenger RNA of Parnassius apollo (apollo), 420 nucleotides long. Lineage: Eukaryota; Metazoa; Arthropoda; Insecta; Lepidoptera; Papilionidae. The record is from the annotation of a GenBank genome assembly.
AUGAUCCUUAGAACACAAGGUCAGAUUGGGGAGCCAUCGCAAAAUCAAAUCAAAGUGGAUGGGAUAAAUAAACUUGUCAAUGUUGAAAACAAGUCUUCAGAUAAUGACACAAAGAGUACAGUAAAGGAUGUCACAGUAGAAAUAUUUGAGGAGAUCCAAACUACACGAGAGGUUGUAUCUAUUGGCUCAGCACCAAAACCACUCUAUACACCAUCUAAGAAACCUGAAAGAAAGAAUAAAAAUGAGAAAAAGACCGCAGAUCAUGCAGAAAGUAUAACCAAUACUGAAAUCGAGUGCAGGAAAGAGGACCAUCAAGCCCAAAUGGCAAAUGAAGAAAGGAAAGCCCGAAACUUGGACCUCGAUGAGACAUUAAUUAAAUUAAAAAUUGAAUAUUAUAAAAAAAAAACUUCUAGUUCUUGA